Parathielavia appendiculata is the source of this 1236-nucleotide messenger RNA. RefSeq lists its product as uncharacterized. NCBI's taxonomy places the organism in Eukaryota, Fungi, Ascomycota, Sordariomycetes, Sordariales, Chaetomiaceae. Bases 1 to 852 code for a protein of 283 amino acids. The transcript is spliced from 9 exons. The record is from RefSeq and is a predicted model, not a curated record.
AUGCCGAGCAACCUGACCCGAACAUCAGACGACGUAUGGAGCACUGCACUGCAGCUUAGCGUCCUGGAGGGUUUCAUCCGGCUCCGGUCCAGUUCCGCAGCUAACGAAAAACCAGGUUAUUGCCCAGUCAUAUCUUCCGACCCUGGCGGAUUUCAGAUCCUCGAGAUUUGCGCUGACCUCUCUACGCGCAACUUUGAGUGCUUGGGUGAGGUGAUCGACUCCACAGCAGGUGGUGUGUUAAGUGACCGGACAGGGAAAGCCAGGAUACUGCACUGCAUUGUGAACGUCAGGCUGCGCCGUAUUUCUGCCGCUAGGUCAUUACUCGAGAUGCGGCACGGCUCGUCCUCUUGUCUGGGUACCUUGGGUAUGCCGGUGCCUGGCGAGAACCAGUACGGUGUAAUGCUACACUCGCUGCCCAGAAUCCUGAUGUCGGAUUUUCCGCUCGGGAAGUACGAGACAAUGGCGUCAGCGCUAUCAGGUAGCGCUGUUUCGCACAAGAAACUUGGGCGAGAGGAAUGGUGCCAAUGGUGCUCACGUGUCAGGUCUCCGGGACGGCUUUUGCAGAAGAGCACCUUGUGGCUCCUGGAUGUCUCCUUGCAAGUGUCGCUCUAUGAUGUGGGCGCAGCUGGCAGGCAGCGGCGACUCCAGAACACAGAUCCGGGGCGGGAAACGGAGCCUAGAGAGUACUGCAGCUGGAAGCUCUACACCAGUGCUAAGGCGAGGCGGCGUGGUGUUCCAGAAUCCCCAGGCAUCCGUUUUCCCACUUUCUCCGGCCAAUCCCCCAGCCCAGGCGCAUGCGUUUUUUGGGGUCGUCGGGCGCUUCCUUCUGAAAUGCGUCUUUCCGAUCGGUGAUGGACGCUUGAGUCCCUGUCUGCUCCAAAGAAGUGAAGCAUAAACCAACGCUCGCUUCAGAACGUAUGCUCGGCUGACUGUGGCCUGAAGUGCUGGAAGACCCUCCUUCCUGUCAUCAAGGAUUUCCCAACCCUUACCGUCCUGCAGGACAAUGACAGUGUCGCAAUGUCGGUGCAUCACGGAACCAGGAGGCCGCCCCAGUCCAUUGUUCGAACUGAACUUGGUAAUGGCAAUAACGCGCUCUGGCAGGGACGUGAAGGGCCAAAUUAGGGCAGUUUCCAUCACAUCGGAUCACAAGGCUUCCGGAUCGCCAUUCUCCAAGGAAGAAGGUAGUGGGUGCCGCUCGCGAACAACUGUCUGUUGUUGCUCUGUGGUACUCGAAAG